AUGGCUCGUACCAAGCAAACAGCUCGUAAGUCUACUGGUGGUAAGGCUCCCCGUAAGCAAUUGGCUACCAAGGCCGCUCGUAAGUCUGCUCCUUCUACUGGUGGUGUCAAGAAGCCUCACAGAUACAGACCUGGUACUGUCGCUCUUCGUGAAAUUCGUCGUUAUCAAAAGUCUACUGAGCUCUUGAUCCGUAAGCUCCCUUUCCAACGUCUUGUUCGUGAAAUUGCUCAAGAUUUCAAGACUGACUUGCGUUUCCAAUCCUCUGCUAUCGGCGCUCUUCAAGAAGCCUCUGAAGCCUACUUGGUUUCUCUCUUUGAAGAUACCAACUUGGCUGCUAUUCAUGCCAAGCGUGUUACCAUUCAACCCAAGGAUAUCCAAUUGGCUCGUCGUCUUCGUGGUGAACGCUCUUAA
Messenger RNA from Mucor velutinosus, 411 nucleotides. Its product is annotated as PHO85 cyclin-5. NCBI's taxonomy places the organism in Eukaryota, Fungi, Mucoromycota, Mucoromycetes, Mucorales, Mucoraceae. The coding region runs from base 1 to 411 and encodes 136 amino acids. Gene Ontology annotation, molecular function: DNA binding; protein heterodimerization activity; structural constituent of chromatin. The record is from RefSeq and is a predicted model, not a curated record. The transcript has a single exon. Gene Ontology annotation, cellular component: nucleus; nucleosome.